AUGGACGAUCCAUCAUCGCGCAACCAGGACACUCUCUUCGGCCGUAACCGCCCCUCAUGGCACCCACAUAUUGCCUCCGCUCCGCGCCUCCAGACGCAGGCCACCUCUCAGGCAGCACCUUCAUCGCGCACAGCCCCUCUUUCCCUCCUUGGGGGCAAUGACGAGGACACGGACGGCCCAUCACGCAACUACUACACUCUUCGCUCAAGUGCCCACGCACACCGUCAACGGAUACGUCAUGUGCAUCAAGGCAGCUUCGCCUCGUGCCUUCAUUGCACGCACAGCCAGUGGGGCUUCGAGGCCCGCUUCACUCUGCUGCACCUCGCCUCCUCCCUCGCCUCCUCCCUCGCCUCCUCCCUCGCCUCCUCCCUCGCCUCCUCCCUCGCCUCCUCCCUCGCCUCCUCCCUCGCCUCCUCCCUCGCCUCCUCCCUCGCCUCCUCCCUCGCCUCCUCCCUCGCCUCCUCCCUCGCCUCCUCCCUCGCCACGUGGUGCCGCUCUCAUGGGUGCUUUGGCCCCGCCAGGCUCAUGCUCAGAACGCAGAUAUCAGCGUGGGCUGGCAACCUCCUGAAGGCCGGCAACCUCCUGAAGGCUGGCAACCUCCUGAAGGCCGGCAACCUCCUGAAGGCUGGUAACCUCCUGAAGGCUGGUAACCUCCUGAAGGCUGGUAACCUCCUGAAGGCUGGUAACCUCCUGAAGGCCGGCAACCUCCUGAAGGCUGGUAACCUCCUGAAGGCUGGUAACCUCCUGAAGGCUGGUAUCCUCCUGAAGGCUGGUAACCUCCUGAAGGCUGGUAACCUCCUGAAGGCUGAUAUCAGCGUGGGCCAGCAAUCUCCUGAAGGCACUUUUUUUGUGGUGGGCGCUCUUAACCUACACACCCUACCCUCCUUCUCCUCCCUACCCAUCUGCCGCUCCCCCACCGAGGUCAACCCACACACCCACGCCACGCGACUAUCAGCGUGGGCCAGCAAUCUGCUUAAGGCCGCACUGGGGCCGAAAGUAGAUGCUUACUUGAGCAAUCUGUUCAUGGCAGUGCUGCGGCCGGGAGCAGCGCCGCCAUUUAUACCGCCAGACAGGCUGACAACGCAGUGCCUGGAGAAUGCGGUGGUGCUGCACUGCAUUCUCCAGGCACCGCAGCGAGACACCGUCAACGCCAAUAUCAGCGUGCGCCAGCAAUCUACCUUUAAAGCAGUGCUGGGGCCGAAGGCAGCGCCGCCGGUCAAGCCACCGGACGGGGUCACACCGCAGUGCCUGGAGAACAGAGUGGUGCUAUGGCAGCGAGAUGGGAUGAUGCGCAUGCACGUAGCAAUGAAGGACGUGCUGUCGUGGAUGCGCAUGCACGUGGCAACGAAGGACGUGCUGUCGUGGAUGCGCAUGCACGUGGCAAUGAAGGACGUGCUGUCGUGGGCCUUCCUUCCUUCUUGUCUUCCAUCAGAUGCGGUAAUGAGAGGGGGAAAGAAGAGGAACAAGAGGGAGGGGGGAGUGCUGCCGUGGGUGAGCAAGCACCUGGAGACUCUGCGGCGGCAGCAGAAGGGAGGCGCGGAGGACGGCGAUCCGACCUUCUCAGAGCCCUGUGUGCACCGCAACCUGCUGUACUGA
Molecule: messenger RNA, 1596 nt
Organism: Closterium sp. NIES-65
Lineage: Eukaryota; Viridiplantae; Streptophyta; Zygnematophyceae; Desmidiales; Closteriaceae
Source: the annotation of a GenBank genome assembly